UGAAAAGGGAGUGUCUUUAAAUGUGUCUCACCCUGAUUGGAAUGAGCUGCAGCAGGUGAGAGAGACGUCUCCAAGUGUCACUACAGCAUAUUUCUUUGCUGGAGGGAGAUAAACGACCAUGAUGGGAGUUUGGGCUUCUUUACUAAUGAUGUAUGGAUUCUCUAUAGCUUUUUCAAAGAACUCUGCAGAAUUUGGAUUAAAAGGACAACCUCCACUGGAUCUGGCUCCGAACGCUGUUGACGACAUGUACGCAGGUUGCAGAGACAAGAUGGAGAACAGAGUGAAGAAGCAGUAUCUGGCAAAAGAGAAAAACAAAGACAAAAAUUUCAUGCUGGCCUGGGGUGAAGCAGAGAAAUAUUACAACAAGAAAUGGAAGCGUAAGGGGAAGAGGCCGUCCACGGGACUGGGCAAAGAACAGAUCAUGGCUCUUUAUGUUUACAGCCUCGACAAGCCGAAUGUUUAUCUGGAAUUUAACAAUGCAGUUCGAACUAAUAAAUCUGUGUACAUGACCACAUUCAAGUAUCACGCACUUCACUUUUUCCUGACCGAUGCCCUUCAGACGCUCAGUGCUCGUAAACCUGAAGUGGAAAGAUGUCUGACUGGCUACAGGAGAGUCAACAGCUACUUCAGUCAGGACGUCCUAAACAAGCUGAUUCGCUUUGGCUCUUUCACCUCCAGCUCAAUGGGAUGGUACCCCAGCUCUGAGAGGUUUGGUGACAAGUCGUGCUUUGAGAUUGUGACGUGCUCCGGAGUGGACAUCUCGCUGUACUCGAAGCUCGGGGAGGCAGAGAGAGAAGCGCUCAUUCCUCCCUAUGAGGUCUUUAAAGUGGCAAAGAUAGAGAGGAGAUCUGACCUCAAGAGUCUGCCCUGUGAGGUGGUGUAUAAACUGAAGAGUGCACGCAAACCUCUCUCCAGAUUGAACUGUUCUCUUUUUAAAAAUCAUCAACCCCACAUGUUCUCUUUUCUGCGUGUGAAGGGAUCCACAAAGCAAUGACGACUAUUAUUUAAGUUGGUUCUUGGGUAACACAUCACUUUUUAAAUCAACAGUUUGGGAGCCUGGUGAAGCACCUGCAAAACACAUAACCCACUUUUCUAGUUGCAUAAAAAAUGUAAUGAAUAUUAAAAACAUGUGGUUGUAUACAGUCAUAUUAAUACAAUAAUUGUACUGAGUUGCAUUAAAUUGAAUUGUAUCCAAAGUAAUAAAACAAAUUGUUUAUUUCAAAA
This is a messenger RNA of Paralichthys olivaceus (Japanese flounder), 1224 nucleotides long. Its product is annotated as ecto-ADP-ribosyltransferase 5-like. Gene Ontology annotation, molecular function: NAD+ poly-ADP-ribosyltransferase activity; NAD+-protein-arginine ADP-ribosyltransferase activity. The record is from RefSeq and is a predicted model, not a curated record. Lineage: Eukaryota; Metazoa; Chordata; Actinopteri; Pleuronectiformes; Paralichthyidae.